AUGAUUUUGUCUAAAGGUUUGACUUCCGACCGCCAGCCAUUGGAUGAGUUCAGGAGAAGAGGUUCCCAACUCCCGACGAUCCACCCUGAUUCGAUAUUCUACGCUGGCAUAAGAUUGGACCUUUUCGAGUGGUCCGAGAAUGCCACUCACGGUAUUGAGAGAACCGGUCUAAACUCCGUGCAAGAGCUUGAGUCGAAAAGCGACGGGAUCAUUCGCGUGAUCUUGGCACCUCGAGACAUACCUGCACCGGGAAAAACAGAGGCGCUGAUCGAGCUGUUCGAGACAUGCAGUGUUCCAAGCCCGUUUAUCGACGAGAGCUUGCGGGACGUUUCGCAAUCCUUCGCAGCGUGCGAAGACGUGAAUGACACAUUGUGCAUCUGGUUCCAUCUUUUGUGUAAAACUUUGAUAGAGGGCAGGGGAAAAGGCGCAGUAUACGACAGCGAAGCUAAGACUCAGAAGGCGGCGAAAGCUCGGAGUGAAGCAGACUUCUCUUGGAUAAAGCCGGGUAUCGUGAUGAAGAUCCGGAAGCAACCGAAGACAACACCUAAGCCAGUGCGGACAUCGACAUCGAAUAGCGAUGAUACCCUGGUGGAUGCACCAGUUAAACCCAAGGUUGAGCUAGUAUGCUUUGGCGCACCCAAUACACUACAUGACCGACUGCGAACAAUCGCAGUAGCGACUACGUGCGACGAACUCCUGGAUGAUCCAUAUAUGUUGCUCGCGAUCAUAUUUGAAGACAUGUUCAAGAUCUUAGAUUGCACGGCCUGGGCUGUGGCCGACAAGUUCGGUCGCUUGGAAACGAAAACCCUGGAGAUAGCAAGCAUGCCCGGAAAGGCAUCAGAAGAACUGCCGACAGACCUUUUCACGGCGCUGCACAACCUCGCGAAGCAUGCUAUAUAUCUGCGCGAGAAUUGUGAAGAAGCAUUGGCUACCUUAAAAGAUCUCUCCGAUCAUCAUAAAGCAGCAACAGGCGAGGAUCCAAACGCGUCACAGAAGCGCACCCGCCAGGCGCUCGAGUACCGAAAGACGUUAUUUGAAUCGACGCAGCGCCGGCUUGCAAGUCUGAAUGCACGGAUCUCGAACAUCAUCCAAUUGUCAUUCCACAUCGUUACGCAGGGUGACAGCAAGGUGAUGCAAUCGGAAAAUCAGAGUAUGAAGACGAUUGCGGUAAUGACGCUUGUGUUUAUGCCCUUGGGUACGGUCGCGUCCAUCUUCGGUAGUCAGUUCAUGGAACUUCAGGAGGAGCAGCCGCACCAUAUUACGGUAUCGCGCGACUUUUGGCUGAUGUGGAUCAUCGCCGUUCCAUUGACUGUUAUAGUCUGGACCAUCUGGUGGUUCACGUACAUGGAUGCAAAGGCAAGGUUGGUAGGCAAAAUGGAGAAGUCCGAACACGGUUAUAUGGUAUGGAAGAUGUUGCAUAAAAUGCUGCGCAGAGUGGAAGUGAAGAAGGGGAUGUCGGAUGCGUGA
Molecule: messenger RNA, 1467 nt
Organism: Alternaria atra
Lineage: Eukaryota; Fungi; Ascomycota; Dothideomycetes; Pleosporales; Pleosporaceae
Exons: 4
Coding region: 1-1467 (488 amino acids)
Biological process (GO): metal ion transport; transmembrane transport
Cellular component (GO): membrane
Molecular function (GO): metal ion transmembrane transporter activity
Source: RefSeq, a predicted model, not a curated record